AUGAAGGCACAAGCAAGCAAACAGGCGGCCAACAAGGAAACGGCGCCCGAGAGUGAAGAACAAAAGUUUAAACAAAAAUGUAAAGAAUUAAAGAAAAGAAUAACAGAAGUAGAAGAGAGUAACGAGGUUGCUACUCUUGCCCUUUCUAGAACUAAAAUGGCCAUACGUAGAUUGCGUCUUGAAUAUGCAGUUUUAUUGGAAAGGCUUGAGCAUCGUGCAAUAAUGAUACCAGAUGGAAAUUAUGAACAAGAGGAUAUGUCCCCUCCUCCUUCUCCUACAAUUUUAGAUGAAUCAUUAAAUACAUCAAAUGCAAAGUUAACACGUAAUGGGUUGUCAAAAAGAGGUGGUAAAAAAACAAAGGGUGUAUCCAGUACGACCGGAAACAGUGGAAACAAUAAUAGCCGUACUCAACGUAUUAGAGAUCCCGAUUUACCCAAGAGGCCUACAAAUGCAUACUUAAUAUUUUGCGAAAUGGAAAAGGAAAGAAUAAAGCAUGAACUAGAAGAAAGAAAUCCAGGAGCAGUUACCGAGUUAUCUAAAUCUCUAACAGAAGCCUGGAAAAACUUAGAUGACGAGAAGCGCAAACCGUAUUAUAAACUCUAUGAAGAUGAUAGAGAUAGAUAUCAGAGAGAAAUGUCUGUUUAUAAUCAGAAAAAACAGUUUGAAGAAGAACAAAAAGAAACUAAAAAAUCAUAUAAAAGACAAAAGCUUGAUAACGAGGCUUCCAUCGAUGAGCAUGCAAAUUCAGCUAAAGAAGAAGAACACGAUGAUAGUAAGAUUGAAACUUAUUCUAGCAAUAAUUUACUGGCGACUGAUGAACAGAAUAAUAUUCUCUUAGAAGAAAAUGAAGAAGGCUCCGCUCAACCUACAUCUGCUGACAGUAUGCAUAUAGAUCAGGUCGUAAAUGCUAACGAGUCAUUAGUGAAUAAAGAAGAUUAG
Debaryomyces fabryi is the source of this 939-nucleotide messenger RNA. RefSeq lists its product as uncharacterized. Bases 1 to 939 code for a protein of 312 amino acids. The transcript is spliced from 2 exons. Lineage: Eukaryota; Fungi; Ascomycota; Pichiomycetes; Serinales; Debaryomycetaceae. The record is from RefSeq and is a predicted model, not a curated record.